AUGAUGAAAGAAAUUUACCAGAAAAUACGGAGGAAAUCGAGCCCGAGCCCGAAAAAAUUUGAAGAUUGGACCAAGCCAAUCAAGGCUGCUUUAACGGAUAAUCCGACUUAUUGGCCCGAUCCCAAAGAGUAUGAUGAAAUUGUCAAGGAAUGCACAGAUGCAGGAUCGUAUCAUGUGAAUAAGGAAAAUGUACCACAUCGAGCUGAAGACGCAGAAGUACCGAUUUCAGAAUGGAACCAAGCCUUGCAACAUCAAGUUGAAAGCAUUGAAACGGAUAGCACAAUUGCAGCAUCGAGCUGGCGCCGUCAGAUUUCAACAAAAGCAAGCCGAGAAGAUGCUCGAAUCUUU
Molecule: messenger RNA, 348 nt
Organism: Mesorhabditis belari
Lineage: Eukaryota; Metazoa; Nematoda; Chromadorea; Rhabditida; Rhabditidae
Source: the annotation of a GenBank genome assembly